GAGGAAAUGAAAGAUUUGGGCGAUAUGUUCAAACAGUAGGCUAACGUAUGUUUAAAAAUAAAAUAAAAUAAUUUCACAAUAUUUUUGUUUUCCAGGAAAUAUAAGUUGUUUAAACGACCAGAAAACUGUCUGUGAAUGAAAAAUCGAAAAACUCUACUGACAUGAACUAAGCGGUUAAAAUGAGAUUCUGCCAUAAUCUUUAUUGCGCAAUGACCCAACACAGAGUGCUCGAGUCACACCGGGAAGCGUAGCAUAACUGUACAUGACCGACCGGGUAUUUUGGGGGGAAAUUGUUGGGACUUACUGCACACAACCAUGGCUGUUUCGGUCCUGCGCGCCUGGGGACAUGGUCGCGGGGCGUUUGAUGUCGCACAGCUGCACGUGAGGAACUACUCUGGUUCCUCCGGUGGACACUACAAGGUCCUAGUCCUCGGGGGUGGAAGCGGGGGCAUCACGAUGAGCGCGCGCAUGAAGAGGAAGGUUGGCGCAGAGAACGUGGCUGUCGUGGAGCCCAGCGAGAGCCACUAUUACCAGCCUAUUUGGACUUUGGUUGGUGCUGGUGCAAAGACAGUCAAGUCUUCCAGGCGACCCACUGCCAGUGUCGUACCAUCUGGGGUGAAAUGGAUCAAAUCCAGUGUCCAGGAGGUCAAUCCAGACAAGAACACUGUUCGCACGGCUGAUGGGCAGGAGAUCUCUUACCAAUUUCUGAUUGUGGCCCUGGGUCUACAACUUCACUAUGAAAAGAUCAAAGGGUUCCCAGAGGCUUUUGAACACCCCAAAAUAGGUUCAAACUACUCUGUAGAGACAGUGGAGAAGACUUGGAAAGCCCUGCAGGACUUCAAGGAGGGAAAUGCCAUUUUCACCUUCCCCAACACCCCUGUGAAGUGUGCAGGUGCACCUCAAAAGAUCAUGUACCUCUCUGAUGCCUACUUUCGAAAGACAGGAAAGAGGCCCAGAGCCAACAUCCUAUACAACACUUCCCUGCCAGUGAUAUUUGGGGUUAAGAAGUACGCUGACGCACUGUGGAAGCUGGUGAAGAGCAGGGACCUGAACGUCAACCUCAGGCACAACCUGAUCGAAGUCCGUCCCGAAAAGCGGGAGGCGGUGUUUGAGAAGCUCGACAGCCCGGGGGAAACGGUGGCGUAUGAGUAUGAAAUGCUUCACGUCACCCCGCCCAUGGCCCCCCCCGAGGUUCUGAAGGGGAGUCUGGUGUCUGAUGCGGACGGGUGGGUGGACAUCGACAAGAACACGCUGCAGCACAAGACGUACCCUAACGUUUUCGGUAUCGGGGACUGCACCAAUCUGCCGACGUCCAAGACAGCUGCUGCAGUGGCUGCACAGUCAGCGAUACUGGACAGAACCAUCUCAAAGGUGAUGAAAAAAGAAAAGCCGGAUAAAAAGUACGAUGGCUACACCUCCUGCCCAUUGGUUACCAGCUACAAGACCGUGAUCCUGGCAGAGUUUGAUUACAAUGGAGAGCCACUGGAGACCUUCCCUGUCGACCAGAGCAAAGAGAGCAGGAUCAUGUACCACAUGAAAGCUGACCUGAUGCCACACCUGUACUGGCACGGCCUGCUAAGGGGAUUGUGGGGAGGACCGGGGCCGUAUAGGAAGAUCAUGCACCUGGGAAUGAAGUAGCACUCAGCUGCAGGAGGAACCUCUCCCUCCUUCGGCUCCUGUGUAGUCCUCUCCCGAACACCAUGUACACUUCCACCUCCCCAAAGCAUAUCCAUCCCUGGCCCAGUGUGCUUGUUCCUAAAAUUUGCUGCCUUGGUGGUCACUUUUCCUUUUCCCUUUUUUCUCCAGUGACUCAUACAGGCUGCUUGUUUCAAGAUGAGUCCUGGAGUUGCAUAAUCAUUCUCUGCCUUCAAAAUAGUUCACUCUCCAGCAAAGGUCAAGUACCCAGUCCACCCCAAAAUCCAAACGUACACAUCUGCCACAAUUUCCCCCUUAGCCAUAAAGUUCUGUGGGAUGAUUGCGUGGCCUUUAAAAGUCAGGGUUAAGAUUUAUCCUUCUUAAUUUGAUUAUCAGUCCAUGCUAAUAAAAUGAAAAGGGAUUGUGAAAAUUGCACAAAAAAGCUAUUUUUAUAGACUUUAGCAAAGUUGUUGACUAAAAGCACAUAACCAAUUACUUACAGAAAAAUGAGACCAAAAAUGUCUAAAUGUAAGAAGGCCAAUGCAUUCUAUCUCAAGCGGUGGUUCACUGUAACGAACACCGUGAUGCUCAACUGCCAUGUAUUGCCGAGGUGGGGGCUACACUGUUGAGUGCUAUUAAAUCCAUGGAAAUUGCUUAUUAGCUACAUGUGCUGUAAGCCAACCAGCAUUUCAAAAAUGAGCGAAUGUUCAUGGUGGGGCUGGAGAAAGGAGCUGCGGGCGAUAUGGUGCUGCAGGAGGGAGAAAGUGCUUUUCAUUUACGAUCGUUUUCAUGCAAUUUUUGUUAAUAUUGAUUGGAGCACUACGUUUGGUACCGUUAACAUGAACAGAAAAAUAUUCUGCCUUUGCGCCAUGCAUGUUGUGUAGUUUUAACCAAUGAUUACAGGCAGUCUUGCUACUGCAUUUAUUUUUGAUUUGAAAAAUAUACAUUUUAUUCCUUCCCCUCCACGUUGUUGUAUGUUGUGUACUUUGAGUGUUUCAAAUACAACUGUAUUACUCCUCAGAGACAAAGAUCUAUUGUAUAGCCCUGGCUUAUACACAGAAUGAGGUGAACCACUGUAGCUAAACAUAGGUUAGGUACAAAGUACAUAGAGUCCAAAAACUCUGCAGUUAUCUUCAUCUUUAGUUGGAACCACUAAUGUACAUCUGCAGACUGUUCCAAAGUCACGAGCUGGAGGUCUUGUGAUUACAUGUGAGCACACACAACGCGUGCCCGUUAUCUCACUGUGCCAACCGUUGCCUGGGAGACCGAUAAACUCCAAAGCUUCCAUCUAGCCCCAAGGCUGAAGCUACCUCUGAAACAGACCUAGGUCAAAUACAUAAUUUAAGUACUUAAUUACUUUUGAAUACUUUAGAAAUUAUUUGAAAUUCAGCCAUUACAAAUACGGAGUAUAUAAAUUACAAAAUGUAUUUAAAAAUACAUUUAAGGAGCAUUUGCAUGUAUUUGCAAUUACUUUCAAAUAUGUCUUAAAAAAACAUUUAAAAUACAGAAUUUUCUAAUAAAAAGCGUUUGAUUUAAUGAAAUUUUAAAAUUUAAAAUACUUUCACAACAUAAGGCCAGUGGUGCAACAUGUGCAAUUUCACCAAGGUGUUGAAAAACUGAAAAGAACUGGACAUGUGAGAACCUAUCAGCUCUGAAAGUUGAGCAUUUUGUCUAAUUAGAGGACGGUAUUUUGAUGAGAACGCGUCAAGUGGCUGACAGACCCAGUUCAAUUUUACCGAUUUCCAUUGUUAAUUGGUAGUGAGUAUGCACAGAAAAAUUCUUUUAUCAGUGUCUAACCUUAAACAAUGUAAAAGAUGGAACGUACAUAUGGCUGUUGAACACUUUGACAACAGAAAAAGAGGAAAUACAGGAAAAGGCUACUAACUUACUGACCUCACAUCAAGGGCCACUCAAACUCUGGGAUACCCCCUUCAGUAUGAAGCCUAUAUUGUUUUAAUUUCUGUUGUCUCACAGAAAUAUUUCAAAAUAUUAAUAUUGUAUUUUAAUGUAAGGCUCUAAAUACUAUUUGAAAAGGUAUUUGGGUUUCUCAGGAAAGUAUUUAAAGGAAUGUAUUUUUUUAAUACUAUUUGGGAAAGUAUUUGGUUUUCCAUGAAAAUAAUUUCAGUAUUUCACAUGUAUUUGAAAAUACAAAUGUAUUCGACCCAGGUCUGCUCUGAAAUUCUGCUGAAUCGAGAUAUGAACUGUGAAAGGAAAGGUUUUCCUUUUUUUCCUUUUCCCGUUUCCUGUCCGAACUGCGACCAGUCACUAGGUGGGAGUUUAUUUACACACCCUGAACGCACAAUAAAAGGAAA
This is a messenger RNA of Anguilla anguilla (European eel), 3947 nucleotides long. RefSeq names its product sulfide quinone oxidoreductase (gene sqor). The record is from RefSeq and is a predicted model, not a curated record. Gene Ontology annotation, molecular function: sulfide:quinone oxidoreductase activity; FAD binding. NCBI's taxonomy places the organism in Eukaryota, Metazoa, Chordata, Actinopteri, Anguilliformes, Anguillidae. Gene Ontology annotation, cellular component: mitochondrion.